Pteropus alecto (black flying fox) is the source of this 6220-nucleotide messenger RNA. RefSeq names its product DnaJ heat shock protein family (Hsp40) member A4 (gene DNAJA4). The record is from RefSeq and is a predicted model, not a curated record. Gene Ontology annotation, cellular component: cytoplasm; cytosol. Gene Ontology annotation, biological process: protein refolding. NCBI's taxonomy places the organism in Eukaryota, Metazoa, Chordata, Mammalia, Chiroptera, Pteropodidae. Gene Ontology annotation, molecular function: Hsp70 protein binding. The transcript has 6 exons. The coding region runs from base 3584 to 4699 and encodes 371 amino acids.
GGGAGGCUGCCGCCCACCUGAACAGAGCACUGCCCCCUGUGAGAGCCGCCGGCCCGCCCGCCCCAACUUUCACUUCGUGCCCUUUUCUUCGAAAACUUUGGGCGUCCCGGAUAGUUUGGGGGUCGGUGGGGGCUUUUGUAGUAGCUGAUCCCUGGGGCCACUUUCGAAGUCACAGAUCACCCGCCUGGCACUCAGACCCCCGGGGAACCACGCUGGGAUGAAAAUCCCCGUCUGCGUCCGCCAUCCCCAGCUGGAGAAAGCUGCUUGCGGAGGGCUGGCUGGGCCGCGGCAGUGACAGAAGAGUUAUAUUUAGGCACAGGUGCCGAAUGUGGCUGUCACAGGUCUAAAAUGCUUUUCUGUCUUUACUCGCUGGCGUGCCUUCCCAUCUAUAUUUAGGUGGCUUACUGUAUGUAGCUUUUAAGGUCACUGGCUUUCCACGCGCUGCUGGCGAUUCACAGGCGCGCUCCCUGAAUUCAUUGUGACCCGUUUCUGGGGAGCCCCUUCGAGGAGAGCAGACCCCCGCUUUAACUGCACAUCUCAGCCCGCUGGCAGCAGGCGCCCGUGGGAAAGCCUCUGACCCUGGUUCAGGUGGAGUGUCACAGGGCACACUCGGAGUGAGCUCCUGGCUGUGUCGCAUACAGGUGGAGGGACUCCGCUUUGGGGGUGAUAGAAUCUGCUGUGCAGUUCCCUAGAGAGGACUCAUUCAGUCACUCACUCAGCAGACACCUCCCGUGUGGUCCUACUUCGUGCCAGACACACUGUGCGGGCCUUUUCUGUACGUGUCUGCAUGUAGUCGCUGUCCACUUUAUCUGUUGGAACCUUUUUACUUUUUCUCCUGAGUUUGUCACUGCAUUAUUAAUGUCUCUUCAAAACUAGAUUAGAUCAGUUCUCCCCACCCCCUCCCUUGCUCCGGGACAACUGAGACGCUGUUGGUGUGCUGGUUUUUGUUUUGUGCCGUUGUCCUGCGUUGCUAAGCGUCGGGCAGCCUGUGUUUGUUGUCGGGUGCUCCGCAUGGAGUCAGUACGCGUCUCAUCUGUGGCCGGUUUAGCACGCUCGUCCCUUUCAGGCUGUUGCCGUAACUGGCUUUUGAGAUGAGUUUGGUCUUUCGUUCGAUUUCACUGUAACUUUUAGUUUUCAUAAUAUUUGCAAGUUAAAAAAUUAUAAAAGAGCAUAAUAGUGCAGAAAUGUUCAGAAUUUGGAGGAAAACCCCCCAAGUAUACAUCACCCUAACCGCUAUUAUUGUGUUGCUUCUGAGGCUUUUCCCAGGAUGACCAUAUUUCUCGCCGUUUCAUAUUUUAUCACAGUUUUCCAAGUUGCCACGUGGUCCCCAAAGCCAAGGCCAUUUUUUUCCCAGCGGCACAGCAAUUUCAUUAAGGUCCUGCGGCCGAGCAUCACAUUCUGAGAGUUGAGCUGGGCAGAGAUGGGGUACAGGCAGGAAGCUGAAUCAAGACUCGGAGCGCUGGGCCCCCAGAGGGAGGGUGGACAGACCCACUAGCGGUUGUGGGAGCCCCCGUCCCAUGUGAGACCUGGCCUCUGGUUGAACGCUCCAAGUGACAGGCAUUCCUUUCCUUCUUAGAUCAACCAUUAAUUCUGUUAAGUCCAAGUGUCUUUCGAUUAUCCAGAAUAUUUGGUGUUUCUGGUGGACAUUCUCACGAAGCAUAUUUAUCUAGUCUCUGACCGACACACGGGCCCAGAAAGUCUCCGAGGGCAGCUGGCCUUGAUGCACUGUGAUCUUCCAUGCCAGGCACCUAAUCCCGACCCCUGCUCUCCUGCUGCGGAAGGGGCAGCAGUGAAUGAACAUAUCCCAAGAUCUAGCUGCCUCGAGUAUGAUUCUGAUGUCUCUCCAAGACCUAAUUUCUUUCGUUACCCAGUUAUUUGUUAGCUAGUAUCAACUAUCAUUUAUUAGUUACUUAUCAGAUCCCAAGUGGUGAUCUGUAAUACAAGAGAAAACGUAGUUAUCAGUCAGUUUCUAUCUUCACAGCACCUUUUUCCUGGAUGUUUUAUGGAGCCAGCCCCAUUAUGGGGCAUUUACGUAGACAUUCGUCUCACAGACUAAACGGCACCUCUGAGGGUCGAGACCCUAUGUCAUCUAUUCAUUUCCGAAUUUCCAGAACCCAGCCGUUCAUCUAACAAAUAUUCACCAGUGUCUUCCACACGCCAGACCCUGUUCUGGGUUCGAGUCACAGUGGUGAACAAAGCCGACCGAACUCCCUGUCCUCUCACAGCUGACGCUGCAGAGGGGACGCGGUCUGAGCAGCGAGUGUCCUGUGCUGAGGAAAAGCAAGGGGUUCGGGGGAGCGGGAGCAGGACCGCAGGAAGGCGGGGGCCGAGUGUCAGGCUGGGCUCGUAGAUCCGAGCAGGACCGGCCUUUACUCCGAGUGCAGUGGGCCGCCUUGGAGAGUUUGGGGCUGAGGGUUGACGCGACCGGCAGGCUGGGUGAACAGCCUGGAAGCUGGGGUGAGGACGGACGAUGGGGGACCACUGAGGGAGGGUACCGCAGUCAUCCGGGCACGGGGUGGUGGCCUCUGCCAGGACAGGUGUGCUGGUGGUGGUAAGGGAUGGAUUUUGGAUAGUUUACAGUGUUCGGAUUUUCUUGUAAAACUUCCGUGAACCUACAGAAAAGAUGAGUGGUCCAGUGAGCAUCUGCGUUUCCUUCGCCCGGUUCGGCUGUAACUAUGUCGCCACACUUGCUCUGCCUGCUUCUCACAUUCUAUUAUUAUUUGCUAGAGCUUUUGAGAGGAACUUGCAGACGUCAUCAUCACCGUUCGCCCUGAACACUUCAACACGUUUCACCUGGGAGAAACUCCCCUCUUGUAUAUAACCGUAGCACGGUGGCCAAACUGAAGAAGUUUAACAUCAAGGGCAAACGAUUCACAUUUCUUCGGUUAUUCCGAUGUCCCUGGUAGCCAUUUUUCCCCAAGUGCAAGAUCCGACCCAGGACCACACUGCAUUUAGUUUCUCUCUCAGUUUUGCAGAAUGUCCUUCGGUUUGGGUUUUCCCAUUCUUACAACUGGGUUCCAAUGAAAUGCGCUUGUUAGGAACGUGACGUGGGGUAUUUUUUCUGUCUUGGGGUACUGGAGAGAUUUGAAGGUAGCAGCAAAAGGCCUCGUUGACAGAUGAGAUGGGAGGUUUGGGCGCUGCCAGCGAGCGAGACACGGAGGACUGUGGCGGGGGCAGGACUUUGUGGAAAAGGUCAGGCGUACAGGUUUGCACAGCGUGCAGCCUGCACGCAGAUGGUGCUCCCGGGAGGUCUGUACUUGGCCUCCAUGCUAGUAAAGCAGAAAGCACUUCUCACGAGCUGGGAGGCGGCGGCGGCUUCAGGUUAGGUCCUGGCCCGGGCUUACUGCGUGCGUCCUGUUCCACUCGACUUCCUCCUGGCCAGUGCGGCCAGCGUGGGACAAACUGUCCUUCCCUGCGGCUCUCCCCCUCAUUCUCUGCAGUGGCCCUGCCACUAGCCCCUCGAUAAUGUCUGCCCCAUGUGUCCCACUUCGCAAGAGGAGUAAGUGGAAAAAUCGGGCUCCAGAUCAGGGACAAAGCGGCCGCUUUGGAGGGGCGGGUGCAGGACACCUCUGUGGUUGCAUUCAUGUGGUGGGUUUGCUUAACGACUCAACUCAAACCUGCUCUCUUUCUUUUCAAGUUUAAGCUCAUCUCCCAGGCAUACGAAGUGCUUUCAGAUCCAAAGAAAAGGGAUAUUUAUGACCAGGGCGGUGAGCAGGCCAUCAAGGAGGGAGGCUCGGGCAGCCCCAGCUUCUCCUCCCCCAUGGACAUCUUCGACAUGUUCUUCGGUGGCGGAGGGCGGAUGGCUAGAGAGAGAAGAGGCAAGAAUGUUGUACAUCAGUUGUCUGUAACUCUUGAAGAUUUAUAUAAUGGAGUCACAAAGAAAUUGGCGCUCCAGAAAAAUGUGAUUUGUGAGAAAUGUGAAGGCGUCGGUGGGAAGAAGGGGUCCGUGGAGAAGUGCCCGCUGUGCAAGGGCCGAGGGAUGCAGAUCCACAUCCAGCAGAUCGGGCCGGGCAUGGUGCAGCAGAUCCAGACCGUGUGCAUCGAGUGCAAGGGCCAGGGCGAGCGCAUCCACCCCAAGGACCGCUGCGAGAGCUGCAGCGGCGCCAAGGUCAUCCGGGAGAAGAAGAUCAUCGAGGUGCACGUGGAAAGAGGCAUGAAAGACGGCCAGAAGAUCGUGUUUCACGGAGAAGGAGAUCAGGAGCCAGAGCUGGAGGCUGGCGACGUCAUCAUUGUGCUUGAUCAGAAGGACCACGGUGUCUUCCAGAGACGCGGCCACGACCUGAUCAUGAAAAUGAAGAUUCAGCUUUCCGAGGCCCUUUGUGGCUUCAAGAAGACAAUAAAAACGCUGGACGACCGAGUCCUUGUGAUCACAUCCAAACCAGGUGAGGUGAUAACGCACGGGGACCUGAGAUGUGUGCGUGAUGAGGGGAUGCCCAUCCACAAAGCACCCCUGGAGAAGGGGAUGCUCAUCAUCCAGUUCUCAGUGAUCUUUCCCGAAAAACACUGGCUUCCUGCAGAACAGCUUCCUCAGCUGGAAGCUCUCCUCCCUCCUCGGCAGAAGGUGAGGGUCACGGAUGACAUGGAUCAGGUGGAGCUGACUGAGUUCAAUGCCAACGAUCAGAACUGGCGCCAGCACAGGGAGGCCUACGAGGAGGACGACGAUGGGCCCCGGGGGGGCGUGCAGUGCCAGACGGCAUGAGGUGGCCCCCCGGGCUAGCUCGCGACGAUGUAAAGGUGGCACAAUGAAAGCGGAAUCACUCUAACGGCCUCUGUCUGGGGUGUCCUGCGUGUAUGUUCAGCAUUCUGUCUUUUCGGGGUUUUUUUGGUUGUAACUUAUCGCUUAAUUUAUAUUUAAAUGUUUUAAGUGUAAAUCACCUCUAGUCUGCACACGGAAUCUGUUUAUUUACAAUUCCAGGAUGCUUUGGAGAUGCCGGAGACUGCACUGACACUUUGUGCUUCUAGUGGCUUUGCCAUAAUUCAGUUCCACCCGCUCAGCCCCCGGGAACGUCCAGCCCCACGGGGUGAGCUGGCCCAUCUCUGGCCCGGGUUCCCCCCCAUCCCUCGCACAGGUCCUAAGGGUGUGAUCUCAGGGCUGCCAAUGUGACAUUUCUGGGUCUAGAUUCCAGCCGAUCCACCUCGAGUGUGGGUCACGCUGACUAGGCUGCAGGGCCGACUCGGCUCCCAGUGUUCUGUGCCCCCGAGUGACGAAUGGGGAGUAAGUGUGUCUGAUCACUGCUCUUGGAAGCUUCCAAGCCUCGUGGUGAGGACAAACCCAUGUUCUACAACGAAACGCCGAGGAGCUGUCUGCCUGUGCCCCGGACCUUGUUCUCUGUGGUUUUAAUGAUCUCCUGGUGACGACUUUUACGAUGGUCACCCACCAAAGUGCUUAUUUGUAAAGAAACAGAAACCUUCCGUGUCCCCAGCAGCCUCCGUGCAGCAGCAGGAGCCACGGCAGGGUGCUGGUGGCUCGGCACGGCACAGCCCACCUCCUGGGUGACGGGAGGGUGUGGAGGACAGGCCGCCUGUUUUCCGGCUCAUUCCCCGACUCAGCCUCUCUUCCAGACCAUCGCCCCUCUCCCCGCCCAGCCGUAGGCUCCUUGCACGGACUAGUGGCACGUGGCUGCGGUCUGUGUGGGCGCCACUGUGAGUGACGGCUUGUCUGGAGGAGGGCUCGGUCAGUACCUUACUCCUGGCAGGGUGACAACAGUGUAUGUAUUGGGGUCGCCCGCAACCCAUAGCCAUUCCCAUAGUCGUGAAGGAAAUUCACCUUCUGUGCAGCUGAGUCAAAGCAGAGGCUCCCGUCAGCCCCAUGGCCACUUGGUGACACAGUACCUGCGAGUGACUCAGACCAGGGACCUCCCCUAGAAGGGUCAGAGGGCAGACCAGACCCACGGCAGGUAGGGUGAGCAUCAUGUGCUCCAAAAUAGGUACAUAUGGCCCACCUAUGCGCCGACCACUGACCGGGACGGAGACGACACCUAUUCUUCCAACCAGGCCCACGUGAAAACCCACUUAAAGAUGGACCACAAGUGCAGGGUGGUGUUUCUGCGCUGUGACUUCCUAACCAAUGACUGCGAGACAGCUGUUUAGUUGAUGACGGGGCAGAGUUACAUUCAGCUCCUUCCCUGUCACGUAAACGGAAUCUGGAGGGUGUUGCUUAAAAUUCAUCCUACCUGUACAUCUGUCACUUUUAAAAUUAAAGUUGAGCUGGUAUGAGAAA